Aplysia californica (California sea hare) is the source of this 3080-nucleotide messenger RNA. RefSeq lists its product as uncharacterized. Bases 2346 to 2954 code for a protein of 202 amino acids. The transcript is spliced from 3 exons. Lineage: Eukaryota; Metazoa; Mollusca; Gastropoda; Aplysiida; Aplysiidae. The record is from RefSeq and is a predicted model, not a curated record.
UGCCUACGCCACAGCUCAUCAAUUACACUUUUUAGUCGUAAAACUUGUUACAAUAAAUUCAUUUUAAAGUAAACACUUUUUGCACAAAAGGUGCUCAAAAAAUGCGUUCAAUAAGCAUAAUGUAGGGAUUAGAACAUUGACGGACUAGCUUUUAAAAGUGAUUUUGCCCCAGCUGUACACAUUUUAAAAUCGGUAGAAACCACCCAUUUGGAUUUGUUAUUAGUAUUUAUUAAGGAAUUUUCUUGAAUACAACUAACAGGUGUUUGCAAAAAUAUGGAUCCGUUAAGACAAAUUAAGACAAGCCAUUGUGCAAAAGCUGGUGAGUCUAUUUACGAUAGUUUAGGAAAUAUUUGAUGGUAAGUUGAGCACAAUUUUUUGACCGCACGAUAGUGGCUGUUUGUUGCGUAUUUUUGAUUUUAUGGAGGAGGGAAACUUUAUUCUGAGACAGACCACACACUAAACAUUAUAAGAAACGCUUCCAUCGGCUUACCGAUUUUCGAAAAAGAGUUCCUGCCUCGGGGCUAAGACACAGUUUGGAAAGAUGAAUAGGAAAAUGAUGGUGGAAUUUGACGUUGAGUUCUACAUUUCAAGUUGUAGAUCUAUCGUAAAGGCCUUCAUAAUUUACAAAUAAUCAAUAAUGACUCAAUAUUUUAUGACAGUUACUCAAUAUUUCUUUGACUCGUAGUUUCAUGUUUUAUCGUAAUGUAUUCAGGUUCUUAUAUAUUUCCUGUAGCUUACCGUGAAACAUCUUGAAACCAUUAUUUGCACUUUGCGUUUAAAAGUUAAAAUUGCGUUUUGUCCCAAAGUGGAAAUAAAAAUACUUAAUGAGAUAUUUUCCUGAUUAGUUUGGUGGGUAACAUACAAUAUGAAUUCCGGAUUUGUUUUCUUUCACAACUCAGUGAUGCCGCCUCAAAUAUGACGUUUUGUUAAUCUUGUUACUAUUGUGGGAAAGUUUUUCAUGUGGGGCCUCAUUUCUACCUGUUUUUUUGUCUCACUUUGAUUAUCCUUUCAAAAAAGUCAGCCUUUGCCCCUGCUUAGAAGUGUACACCUGACAAAACAUAAUUACUUCACUGAACCUUUUUCUUCCGCUUGUAGAGGUGGGUGUCGCGGAGGGACACAGGCGUCUGUCUGCAGCAAGGCGAGUGGCCAGUAGGAGGGACAUCCCGUGAGCUCUGAGGGUGUCAACCGCAGAUUCGCUACAGCGUCGUCUUGGUCUUCCUUUGGCUCUCCAGUCAGAGUAUCUGAUGUUAUAUGCCCUCAGAGGAGGGACAAAACAUAAAGAGCAUAAAGAUUUUUUUGCAAGUUUUGCUCCCUCAUCAACUCGAAAAAGAUCGUCUUGGCGGCUGGCUACUUCCAUCCUGAGGGUCAAAGACAACCGCGGAAUGUUUGGGACACGUUCGUAGAAAGAGGUGACGAGACACUACAAACACAUUGCAACCCAAUUUUAAAGUCAGACGCACAUAUUUUGCUCGCAAAGCGAACAGCUAAAUCUUAAAAACUAAACAGUACUGCACUGAAACCUCAAUAUUAUAACACACAAAGAUAUUUCACAGUGCACACUCCCACUCGGAUUCAGCGGUUUGAUUCGGGACCAAACACAUUUUCCUUCUAGGGAGUGGCAAAAACUAUUAUUUGAUAACAAUACUGCCGAUUCGACCUUUUGAUCGUGAAAUACAGAUGCGUUUGAUUUGAAGGUCACCGUUGACUUUAGUUGGUUUUGGUCGCAUUAUAGGUGCACCUACCUGUAAAAAAUACCCACAGUCAACGCAAAAAAGACGAAAAACAACAACAGAAAAACGUAAAAAGGAAAAAGGACGCAGCUUUGUUAUGUUCUUGUCUUUUCGAAAGAGCUGCAUUUUAAGAAUUACCGUAAACAUCUAAAAUCUGCAUGAUUUUUAGCACUAAAAUUCGUACUAUGAUACCACCUAGAGGGACACAUUCUCUUUGUCCGAGAACGAUUCCUCCGAGGCUUGCUUUACUUAGGAGACAAUAAAAAAAACCCCCAAACAAACAAUAACACGGACGUUCGUUUUUCAAGUGACCUAGCCUAGUUAGAAAUACAAUUGAUAUUUCAAUCUUCUUCUCUCUUUUGUUAGCCCAAAAACCUCUCCCGUUAUCGCUGUUUUCGAAAGAAAAAGUGGGAAUUUCCAGCCAAAAGUUAAGUGUCUCUCACAUCAUCUGUAAGUUUCACACUGUAUUUCGAAAUCAGGUAGACAGUGACAGAAAGGCAACACAGAGAGUAUAAAACACAGGUACCACUUUUGUCUUCUGUUUUUCUAUCUACCGACGUAGACGUUAACAGCCGCCAGGUCAGAUCGUCGUCACCGUUGACAGCAAAGUAAAUUAUGACAACGAAAGUUUUUCUCCUCCUCCUGGUGGCCUUGGCUGCUCCACUGACCGACGGACUUCGAUGCAAAAAAGUGGACGCAUUCCUUAGAGUGAACGAAUGUAUAGGGUGCGAAAACAACGACGCUUUGCCCCUGUUCGACAUUUUUUUCGGUUAUUCAUACUUGAGAGUCCAAACGUCAUUUUUGCAAUUGGCUUCAACACUCCCAGACGACUUAUGCUUGAACGAUGGCGCUUUGCUGGCAGGGGCAAAGAAGACUAUUGCCUGCUUGUACGCGGAGGCGAGUCUCUGUAAUCAUGUUUUGAAAACCAGUUUUCCAUCUGAGGAGAAACUUGCCAACUUCGUUACCGAAAGUUGCCAACUGCCAGAUUCUGAUCGGUUCUGCUUUCUGGCUGUGGUCCGGUCUGACAGAGUUAACAAGGGCUGUGAUAAUUUCUAUGGCUCCGACUGCGAUGAAUGGGCCAACGUGACGUCCUGUGUCGAGAAUGAGGUGAAGAGAGAGUGCAGCGACAACAUGGUCAGCUUUUACAAGAGGCAUGUCGCAGACCUCACACCUGACGCUUGUUUGAAAACCACUUUCAUUCCUUUUACUUUUGCUUCUCCUUGAUCCUUAAUAAUUCUGUAAUUCCUUCUGCCUGCUAUCCAAUGGUGAAAAAAGGAGAAUAACAACAACAACAACAACAACAACAACAACAACAACAACAACAACAACAACAGCAGCAACACCAACACG